AUGGAAAGGUCUGCUGAUCCAAUGAAUCGGAAUGCGAAUUACAACAUUCGUGAAAGAAUGGCAAACAGAUUCGAGGUAGAUCAGCGCGCAGCGCUUUUUGGCAGCCGAUUUCAAGGCAAGGGGGGUGCCCAGAAGACAAAGGAUGACACGUACGCGGCCACCUCCAGGGAGAUGAUGGAGCGCCAGAAUGACGAAGCCAUCGAGGACCUGGAGGCAAAGGUGGGGCAGCUGAAGGACAUCACGAGGAACAUCGGCUCCUCCAUCAAAGAUUCCAAUAGCCUGCUCGACACCAUGGGCAUCGACUUCGACAAGGCUGCCGGGCUGCUCAAGGGCACCCUUGGCAACUUGAAGGGGAUGAUGGCCAACAAGAGCAGCAAACACAUGAUCUACAUGGUGCUCUUUGUCGUGUGCCUGUUCCUCCUGAUGUACUUCCUGAGGAAGAUGAGCUUCAGUGGGUCUGGCGGUGCGUCGUCGAUACAGCUGAAGGAAAAUGCCUCCAGCGGCGGCUGA
Molecule: messenger RNA, 510 nt
Organism: Symbiodinium pilosum
Lineage: Eukaryota; Dinophyceae; Suessiales; Symbiodiniaceae
Source: the annotation of a GenBank genome assembly